Coffea eugenioides is the source of this 626-nucleotide messenger RNA. Its product is annotated as acyl carrier protein 1, mitochondrial-like. NCBI's taxonomy places the organism in Eukaryota, Viridiplantae, Streptophyta, Magnoliopsida, Gentianales, Rubiaceae. The transcript is spliced from 2 exons. The record is from RefSeq and is a predicted model, not a curated record. Gene Ontology annotation, biological process: fatty acid biosynthetic process. Bases 100 to 474 code for a protein of 124 amino acids. Gene Ontology annotation, molecular function: acyl carrier activity; acyl binding. Gene Ontology annotation, cellular component: mitochondrion.
CCUCGCCUGAGCUCAAAAUUCCCCGCAGUCAGCAACGAGAGUCCACAGUGUCGUCAGUGAGUGAGAGAAAAGCAGAGGAAGAAAAACUCACUUCCAGAAAUGGCAUCAUCGGCAUUGAGAUCCAGCAUUCUUCGUCACAUCAGAAUCCCAGUUUCACCAACCCUAACCCUAAAUGGAUCUACUAAACUCGGGUCCGUCCGAUUUAUGUCGUCGCACGACGAUCACCUCGACAAGGAAGAAGUCAUUGCUAGAGUCCUCGACGUUGUCAAGAGCUUCCCAAAAGUUGACCCUGCCAAGGUGACUCCUGAUGUUCAUUUUCAGAAAGAUUUGGGAUUAGAUAGUUUAGACACUGUCGAGAUCGUGAUGGCACUGGAGGAAGAAUUUAAGCUUGAGAUCCCGGACAAGGAAGCCGAUAAGAUUGAUUCCUGCCAUCUUGCAAUCGAAUAUGUCUAUAACCACCCAAUGGCUGGUUAAAUUUUGCUACUUUCUUUUUGUUUUUGUCAUUUUCUUUGAGAAGAUGAUGUUACAUAUUGCCCUCUCUUGGUUUGACUGGUUGGAAUGUUGUAGAAUUCUGUCACAGAACCGGUGGGGAAUAAAGCAACUCUGAUCAAACAUAAUUUCUUUUA